GCGUUAGUUUCGCUCUGAAAUGAUAUAACAUGGACAUGCAGGGGGUGCUAUGAGAGGCCGUGGUUGGAAGUACGGCUCCGGGUUUGUUGAUGGAGUCUUCCCAGUGCUCAGUCCAAUGGCACAGGAUAUCCUAGAAUUUGUGCAGAAGGGGACCGACGUCGCCAAAAUCUGGGAGUCAUUGGACAACAUUCCUCCUGCACACGAUCUUUGGGAUGACAUUGUCAACGUCGACGUCCAGCUCCGCCUGAACCGACAAUGGGACCCGAUCAUCACAGUGCUCGGCGGCUGCGGCGUGUGCCUGGAGUCCCGCGGGAUCUGCCGCUCCUGCUCGUCCGGCCCCUACCGGACAGCGCCGUGAGGUCCAUGCGUGGGGUGCGCUCCCAGCCAGGUGGCUGCUUGGUGUCACACGGCUGUGCUGCGCGCCCAUGGCACAGCUGCGGCGUCUGCCUCCAUGCGCGGCCCGUCGGUGGCUUUGCUCUCGCAUCGUCGCUGCGUCCGGGUGCCGUUGGGCUCCUCCUCUUACCCACCAGAUUUGGCCUGCAGGGAGCCCGGUGGCUGCAGGUGACGGGCGGUGCGUGCACAGUAUUGGGGCGGCGUGCUCUCGCGAUGGCAGCGGUUCGCGGCUAUGGCGGCUGAGGUGUGGCUUCAGUGCAGGUGCUUUGGGUCGGGGAGAUGUGAGCGAAAGUUUAACCCGACUUUCUACUGGUGCCAAUGUCAAUGACAUCUGCGGACAUCAUUUCCUCCUUGGAGGUGACAUUGUUGCGUCUCCCUCGCACUAG
Molecule: messenger RNA, 779 nt
Organism: Phragmites australis (common reed)
Lineage: Eukaryota; Viridiplantae; Streptophyta; Magnoliopsida; Poales; Poaceae
Product: pentatricopeptide repeat-containing protein At2g35130-like
Exons: 2
Coding region: 50-358 (102 amino acids)
Source: RefSeq, a predicted model, not a curated record